AUCAAACUAUUCUUGGUAUUCAACGUUUAUACUUCGGUUAUCUUCUAGUAUAUACUUACAUUAUCCAUGACUGUUGAUUAUGUUCGUUUUAAAAUAAUUCAAACUGUAUACAAGUUUACGAAUUAUGGUAAUAUUAUUAUAAUGUAAAAAUCGGAAUACGUAAAUUAAAUCUAAUAUUUCGACAAGAGAAGUCUAUAAAAUAUUUGUACCAUUUGUACGUUCUUGUAGUCAGAAAUUAGAAAAACGAGCUUGAAAAAGACGUUAAAAAAUAGAGACUAAUAUAAGUAUAUUGGAAUGGAGCAUCUAAAGUGGACAACACCAAUUAAGAAUGGAAACGAAUGUGAAAAUUUGUCAACCAAGAGUCCUGUGAUUUAUAAAACUCCUGUAAAGCAGUAUAAUACAAGUUCAAAGCAUACAACAUAUCGAAGUAAUACAAAUUCCUUUAAUGUGCUUCCAAAUCACAUUACACCCCCUUCAGGUUUAACAAAAUUUAUAGUAAGGAAUCCAUUUGAGACUGAUUUAACUAAUAGACUGCAUUUAUCUGUGAUUAGUCCAACUGUGUUCAGUAAGGUUUCAAAUCCAUCUCAUCAAUCACCAGACUUUGCAUGGAGUGUGGAUGAGUUGGCAUUAAUACAGCCAGCGAAAAUAGAAGAAUUUCCUAUGCAACAAAUACAUUGUGUAGACCCAGAGAUUGAAAUAAAAGCUCAAGCAGCUAUUGAUCAAUUUUUUAAUAAAAAUGAAAUAAUUCCAAGCCCAUGGGAGAUAAAGAAGAAAGAAAAUAGAACAAUAGUUAAUGUAGAUACUCAUAUAAAGGGUUCGAGUGAACUGAAUUCAGAAUCUUCCAAAUUGAAAAAAGAUGGAUGGAGUCAAACAGUAUUAACAUUUCCAUCUGAAUUGCCAGCUCAUGUUAUGGAAAUGUUAAAACCUUAUCUUACAUUCAUUCAAGAGCAAAAUGUUGAGAGUGACGAUGCAAAUUUGAGUAACAACUCUUUAAGACGGAAGUUAUUCUCUAAUCUUGAUGAUUGUGUAGAUAAUGAAGAAGAUUCUUCAAUCUCUUUAUCGUCGCCAGUAAAAAUGGAUGGAUCUUUAGUAUUAUCUUCCAGUCCUCCACAAAGUGGAAUGUUAAUUCAUGGUACAUCAUUGAAGUGCUCGCCAAAUGAAAAUUGUCAUUACAACACGUCGCAAAUAGACACAGGAAAUUUAUCGCAUCCUAGUAUAUCUCCCAUACACAGUACAGUAAAUAACAUGUCGUAUGAAAGCGGGGAAUCUCGAUCUCGUUCGGUUGCUCGACUGAACUUCAGUAUGGACAUAGAUCGAUCUAAUAUGCAACAUAAAGAUCUAUCAAACAAUUACUCUUUAGAUGAAUCUCUUAGCAAAACAAAUGCAGACAAAAAGGCAGGUGAUCUUUUAAAUUUACAAAGCGAAUCUGCGAGUGCUCAAGAUGAUACCCAUACAGAAAUAAAAGUCCUAGCAAAGAACUCAAUUCACGUUGAGCAUAAUUGCGAAAACAAAACUACAGAAUUUGAUGUUAAAUACAGUAAUGCUACCAACACGUUUAAAUUGUACAAGACGAGUACAAACGAAAGUUGUAUGAUCCAACAGACUAAUGCGAUGCUAGGUAUUUCCGGACAGCAGAGCGUUUCGAAUUCUAUACAAGACACUGGUUAUCAAACUUGCAGUAUGAGCAAUACAGCGAAUGUUACUGAUAGUUGUAGCACUACUCCGACUAAGCAAAAGGUUUACUGGGGAGAUCGAAUUUUAAUGAGUGACGAUGAACUUCGUCUACCCGAGUGGAGAGAGAACAUGAAAAAUAUAUUUAGUUCUACUCCAUCACGAUCAAAUAGGGAAAGGGAUACCCAUAUAUUUUAGAUAAAUAUCUUUUAUAUGGCAAAAAUAUAUAAUCCAAGAAUAUUUUUUAUUUUUGAUAAUGAAAUUAGAAAAAAUAACCUGCUCAAAUGCUUAGGAAAAAUUUAAGACACAAUUUUUCAUAUACAAUCAAAGAUAAUAUUAUCAUUUGUAUUGCUCGUAUUUAAAAUCUUACUUUAUUAUGUCAAUAUGUUUUGUUUCUUAGUUAAAAUUUAUAAUGUAAAAAUUUUAAUAUACAAUAAUUAAUAUAAUUUUUAAUUUUUCAUUACCUGGUAUCAUCUACAACAUAUUUUUUUACGCAUGGAUGCAAAAAUGCAUUUAUGUAUAAUAAUUCAUGAAAUGAUAACAAUAUAUUUCAUUUCAUGUAUUAUCAUUGCAAGUAUCAGAAUUUGAGUGAAGUGGGUAGAAAUUUAACACAUGUUAUAUACAUAUUAUACACACAUGUAUAAUGUAAUCAUAUCAUAUCAUAUAAUAUAUACAUGUUUUAUACACGUGUUAUAUAUUUUCCAUAUUAAAAUACACAACAAUCCAUUCGAAAUCAAGGAACCAAUAGAUAGAGAAGGAUAAAUAUAAAGCAUUGCAUGAAAAUAAUUAUGACAAAUAUCAGUUUGAUGUAAAAUAUAUUAUCACCGAUUAUGUUUAUAAUGAUUGUACUUAAUAACUGAAUGUGCUUGUGUUAAUCAUGGAAAUAUAACAUAAAACGUGGCGAAUUA
Molecule: messenger RNA, 2579 nt
Organism: Bombus impatiens (common eastern bumble bee)
Lineage: Eukaryota; Metazoa; Arthropoda; Insecta; Hymenoptera; Apidae
Gene: bora
Product: protein aurora borealis
Exons: 7
Coding region: 295-1869 (524 amino acids)
Biological process (GO): regulation of mitotic nuclear division; regulation of mitotic spindle organization; activation of protein kinase activity
Cellular component (GO): cytoplasm; nucleus
Molecular function (GO): protein kinase binding
Source: RefSeq, a predicted model, not a curated record